Molecule: messenger RNA, 2237 nt
Organism: Marmota flaviventris (yellow-bellied marmot)
Lineage: Eukaryota; Metazoa; Chordata; Mammalia; Rodentia; Sciuridae
Gene: Hdgf
Product: heparin binding growth factor
Source: RefSeq, a predicted model, not a curated record
AGCGCGCACCCACCGCGCCGAAGCGUUGCCCCGAUCCGCGCCCGCCCCGUCCGUGCGGCGCGCGGGCGGAGACGCCGUGGCCGCGCCGGAGCUCGGGCCGGGGGCCACCAUCGAGGCGGGGGCCGCGCGAGGGCCGGAGCGGAGCGGCGCCGCCACCGCCGCACGCGCAAACUUGGGCUCGCGCUUCCCGGCCCGGCGCGGAGCCCGGGGUGCCCGGAGCCCCGCCAUGUCGCGAUCCAACCGGCAGAAGGAGUACAAAUGCGGGGACCUGGUGUUCGCCAAGAUGAAGGGCUACCCACACUGGCCAGCCCGGAUUGAUGAGAUGCCUGAGGCCGCAGUGAAAUCAACCGCCAACAAAUACCAAGUCUUUUUUUUCGGGACCCACGAGACGGCAUUCCUGGGCCCCAAAGACCUCUUCCCUUACGAGGAGUCCAAGGAGAAGUUUGGCAAGCCCAACAAGAGGAAAGGGUUCAGCGAGGGGCUGUGGGAGAUCGAGAACAACCCUACUGUCAAGGCUUCUGGCUACCAGUCCUCCCAGAAAAAGAGCUGCUCGGAAGAGCCGGAGCCCGAACCCGAGGCCGCAGAGGGCGAUGGCGACAAGAAGGGCAACGCGGAGGGCAGUAGUGACGAGGAGGGCAAGCUGGUCAUCGACGAGCCGACCAAGGAGAAGAACGAGAAGGGGGCGCUGAAGAGGAGAGCAGGGGACCUGCUGGAGGACUCCCCUAAACGUCCCAAGGAGGCCGAAGAACCCGAAGGGGAGGAAAAGGAGGCAGCUGCCUUGGAGAGCGAGAGGCCCCUCCCUGGGGAGGUGGAGAAGAAUAGCACCCCCUCUGAGCCUGGCUCUGGCCGGGGGCCUCCAGAGGAGGAGGAGGAGGAGGAGGAGGAAGAGGAGGAGGAGGAAACUGCCAAGGUAGAUGCAGAGGCCCCGGGCGCCAGAGAUCAUGAGAGCCUGUAGCCACCAAUGUUUCAAGAGGAGCCCCUGCCCCGUUCCUGCUGCUGUCUGGGUGCUACUGGGGAAACUGGCCAUGGCCUGCAAACUGGGAACCCUUUUCCCACCCAACCCAUUCUCCUUCUCCAUUCACUGUCCCCACUUUAAGUCCAGCCCCCAGAGAUUGACCUGGCCCUCACCUCCAGGUACCCCCACUAUCUUGAGGCAGGGCCAUGUCUUCUGCUCCCUAGGAUGAAAUGAGGCCAUUGUGUCCCUUCCUGCUUGGAGCUGUUUCCCAGAGCUUCUACUGGGGCCUGGGCCCCUGUUUCCACCCGACACUCCUGUCCUAUCCCCUAGGCAUUUUGGACCUCUGGGUUAAGAUCAGGGGUGGGAGUGGAAGAGGAGGAGUGUGAGCAGCGAGGUGGCCCCCCCCCACCCCGGGCCUGGAAGGGGCAAUCCCAUGAAGGUGGACAUCUCUUGAGCUCCUGUCCCCUGCUCCCACACCCAUUUUCCCAGCUGCCUGGAUUGAGGGAAAGUGGGACAUCUCGUAGGGGAGAGGUCCCGGAAAUUCUUGAUAAUUGACAACACCCAUUCUUUUGCUGACCCCAGGAGUUCUGGGGGUUGUAGCUGAUUGUCAGAAGACUUUGGGGCUUCCAAGUUGUUUGGGCCAAGAACAUGCGCUCUGAAGGGCUGACUUCACCCGUUUAGGUGGGAGUACUGAGUGUCUGUUCCCCUUUAGAUCUCGGGGGUCAGAGAUGGGAUGCCCUGGGAAGACCCCUUGCUGUUCCCUCUCCCCACAGUGCUCAAGGCCAGCCUUCAGUCACAUAUGUCACCCAGACAUAAAGGAAAAGACACAUUUUUUAGGAGAUGUUUUUAAUAAAAGAAAAUUACAAAAAAAAAAUUAAUCCCCCCAACCCUUUGUGUGCUACCCCUUCUGGCCCUUUCUUCCCCACCACUGCCCCCAUUUCUGAGGUGCACGGGUGGAUCCCCUUCUGUUUGGGCUUGACGACUUUCUUUUUGUUGCUGGGGCUUCGGUGUUUCUUCUGGUGUCCUCUCCCAUCCACACACCCCGACUUGGUCCCCUCAGUGUUGCCACCAGAUCCGAUUUGUAACCCACUGAGAGGACAGGGGAGUGCCCUUCCCAGCCUCUUACACGAGUGGUCUCUGCCUCUCUGUCUCUUGUCUCUUCUCUCUGCCCCCUCCCUUGGGCUCUCAUGAAAAAUUGCUGACGGUAGCUUUGGAAGUUUAGCUCUGAGAACCGUAGACGAUUUCAGUUUUAGGAAAAUAAAACCCGUUGAUUACUACAUUG